AUGGCUGGUCGGCCUAAGGACUUUUCAAUGUGGAAUAAUGAAAUGUUAGUGUAUAAAGCUUGGGUCUGUGUUCCUAAUAUUGGUGAACUUAAGAAGGAAAUUCUUGAUGAAGCCCACACCACACCUUAUUCAUUGCAUUCGGAACCACCAAGACGUACCCCCUACUUUUGGUGGUAUGGUAUGAAAAGAGAUGUGGUAGAGUACGUGUCCAAGUGUUUAACUUACCAACAAAUCAAAGCUGAACAUCAGAGAUGGACAAGUUACCAAAGCACGAUAGCGAUGGCUUCUUAUGAGAUGUUGUAUGGUGGGAGAUGUCGCUCCCCAAUUCAUUGGGAUAAAACUGGAGAAAGGAAGUACUUGGGUCCGGAAUUGGUUCAAAAGAGCAAUGAAGUUAUAGAAAAGAUCAAGGCUCGGAUGCUUGCUUUGCAAAGCAGGCAGAAAGGUUAA
Cannabis sativa is the source of this 447-nucleotide messenger RNA. RefSeq lists its product as uncharacterized. The record is from RefSeq and is a predicted model, not a curated record. Bases 1 to 447 code for a protein of 148 amino acids. NCBI's taxonomy places the organism in Eukaryota, Viridiplantae, Streptophyta, Magnoliopsida, Rosales, Cannabaceae. The transcript has 2 exons.